Messenger RNA from Prionailurus viverrinus (fishing cat), 2406 nucleotides. It is a transcript of the gene SLC39A5, whose product is annotated as solute carrier family 39 member 5. The record is from RefSeq and is a predicted model, not a curated record. Gene Ontology annotation, biological process: intracellular zinc ion homeostasis; zinc ion import across plasma membrane; BMP signaling pathway. The transcript has 12 exons. Bases 662 to 2290 code for a protein of 542 amino acids. NCBI's taxonomy places the organism in Eukaryota, Metazoa, Chordata, Mammalia, Carnivora, Felidae. Gene Ontology annotation, molecular function: zinc ion transmembrane transporter activity. Gene Ontology annotation, cellular component: membrane.
AGCAGGCCUGCCCCUUUAAGGUAGUGUCCCUCCCCUGCCCCCUCCCUGCAGGUGACCCUUGCCCGCUUGCCUGCCUACCCCCCCACAGCUGGAGCCAAGAAGGCUGUGUCCCCCUUCUCUGGGCGUCCUUCCAGUCUCCUGCUGUCAGGUAACGCCAAAACCUCGGGCCCCCUGGACUAAUUGCCCUAAUCAGACUGUGCUCCCCUGAUCUUAAGCCAGGUCAGACAUCUGCAGGAAGCCCAGAUAUUUCUUUCCUCUUCCCACCAGGGCUUCCCCUUUCUUGAUCAUCUAUUUCCAGAGCUCUGGCUCUUACUCUGCUGGGACAAGGAGUUGCUAAGAACGCUUUCCUCCCCAUGCACCUGGGGUUGCCACUUAUCUGCCUCUUCGCCUCUUUUCCAGCUAAGGGACACCCGAAUCCCACUUUCCCGGGGAUUGUGGGGAUGGAGGUUGGAGAUGGAGGAAGCCCAGUACCAGAUAUAAGGGCACCUGGAGGCUGAGCCCCACUCCCCUCCCUGACUCAGGAACCUCUUAGGGUCCACAAUAAGGCCUGACCGGGACCUGAGGUGACGACUCUCACACUGCCAAUGAGGGGCACAGUCCUCAGGAUGUUCCAAGGGGAAUAGAAGCCAGAACCAGAGCCUCUAACCCAUUGCCCCCAAUAAUGGGGCCCCCAGUGAGUCAUCUGCUGGCUGGCCUGUGUGUGUGGGUGGCCUUGGGCUUGGCAGGGGGCUCAGCCCCCAACCUGGGCCCUGCUGAGCAGGAGCAGAACCAUUACUUGGCCCAGCUGUUUGGCCUGUAUGGGGAGAACGGGACACUGACAGCCGGGGGCCUAGCGCGGCUUCUCCACAGCCUGGGGCUAGGCCGAGUUCAGGGACUUCGCCUAGGACACCAUGGACCUCCGGUUGGUCGGGCUAUACCCCCAGUUGGAGACAAUUCCACAUACAGAUCACAGGACCCUGAGCUGAGUGUGGAUGUCUGGGCUGGGCUGCCUCUGGGUCCCUCAGAGUGGGGUGACCCAGAGGAGCCAAAGGCCCCAGCAUCGCCCCGUGGGCCAGCCCCCUCUGGCCUGGACCUCUUUCACAGACUUCUGCUGCUGGACCAUUCAUUGGCUGACCAUCUGAAUGAGGAUUGUCUGAAUGGCUCCCAGCUGCUGGUCAACUUUGGCCUGAGCCCUGCUGCUCCUCUGACCCCUCGUCAGUUUGCUCUGCUGUGUCCAGCCCUGCUUUAUCAGAUUGACAGCCGUGUCUGCAUCCAGGCCCCAACCCCAACCCCCUCAGGGGAUCUUCUGUCUGCCUUGGUUCAUAGCGCCCUGGCAGUCCUGCUGCUCAGCCUCCCUGCUCCCCUCUCCCUGCUGCUGCUGCGGCUCCUGGGACCUCGUCUAUUACGGCCCCUGCUGGGUUUCCUGGGGGCCCUGGCCGUGGGCACUCUUUGUGGGGAUGCACUGCUACACCUGCUGCCACAUGCACAAGGAGGGCAGCAUGCUGGACCUAACGGACAACCAGAGGAGGACCUGGGACCAGGACUGUCGGUACUCGGAGGUCUCUUCCUGCUCUUUGUGCUGGAGAACGUGCUAGGGCUUUUGCGGCACAGAGGGCUCAGGCCAAGAUGCUGCAGGCGAAAAAGACAGGAUUUCAGAGCACCAGCCCUGGACCUGGAGGAUGGCAGUGGGAUGGCCCUUCAGCCCCUGCAGGCAGCUCCAGAGCCAGAGGCUCAGGGCUGCCAUGGGGAGCAGGACAGCCAGCCCCCACCAGCCCCAGCUCCUACUGGGCACCAAGGCCACAGUCACGGGCACCAGGGUGGCGAUGAUGCCAAUAUAACGUGGAUGGUCCUCCUGGGAGACGGUCUGCACAACCUCACUGAUGGGCUGGCCAUAGGUGCUGCCUUCUCCGAUGGCUUCUCCAGUGGCCUCAGCACCACCCUAGCAGUCUUCUGCCAUGAGCUACCCCAUGAACUGGGUGACUUUGCGAUGCUGCUCCGAGCAGGGCUGCCCUUUCGGAGGCUGCUGCUGCUGAGUUUGGUGUCUGGAGCCCUGGGACUAGGGGGUGCAGCCCUGGGGGUGGGGCUCAGUUUGGGCCCUGUCCCUCUCACUUCCUGGGUGUUUGGGGUCACUGCUGGGGUCUUCCUCUAUGUGGCCCUUGUGGACAUGCUACCAGCCCUGCUUCGGCCUCCUGAGCCCCUCCCUACGCUCCAUGUGCUACUGCAGGGGUUGGGGCUGCUGCUGGGGGGCAGCCUCAUGCUCACCAUAGCCAUGCUGGAGGAGCAGCUAUGGCCCCUGGUCUCUGAUGGCUGAUGGGGGCCAGUGGAAAGGCGCCAGGUUGCCCUUCCUUCCCCCCAACCACAGGAAUGGAGGCGGGACACAGGGCCAGUAGGAGCAAUAGGAUUUUAAUAAACAGAACCCAUCCCAAA